Aureococcus anophagefferens is the source of this 663-nucleotide messenger RNA. RefSeq lists its product as hypothetical. The transcript has 5 exons. Lineage: Eukaryota; Pelagophyceae; Pelagomonadales; Pelagomonadaceae. The record is from RefSeq and is a predicted model, not a curated record. The coding region runs from base 174 to 437 and encodes 87 amino acids.
CUGGUGAUCAAUUGGCAUUCUAGCUCUCUAUAGGGGCGGAUGCAUCGUGGGGCGGAUGGAUCAGCCAGCUUUCUCUCGACGUUAGUGAAGGUUAAACCGGCCACGUUUAAGCAAGGCGGGUCUGCCAGUCUGCCUCUCUGCCACGGUCUGGGAGCGAGUCUAAUGCCCUCCGCAUGAGCUCUUUUUCCAAUCUCUACGCGCGGGUGAAAAGCGGCGAGAAGAAUGUGGCACGCCCGUAUGUCAAGCCUGCUCUAGAGCACGCGGUGUGCAAACGAUGCAGUGCAAAGAUUGUUAGGGAGCUCGAUUCGAUCGAGGCACAUGAAGCUGAGUGUAGACGCAAGAUCGACAAUGGCAUUGGUCCCGCCAUCUGGACCAUGGAGGAACAAAAAGAUUCUCCUAUGAGAUCCAGAGAGGAUGUCAACUCUGUCCCCGUCUAGCAAAAGAGGGACGGGAACUGUUUGCUCAUGUAAUUGCAGCAUCUACCGAUACCGAUCAGCUAGAUCGUCUCGGGCGAGUAGCCUCACGCCACGGCGUUCGCAAACAGCCCGAGGCUUCCAAUGUGAUCAUCGGGUGGCAACGGUACAGCGUGGACUUUGGGAAAGNGGCGUAUGGGCUUGGAAUUUGAGUACGACACACGUGAAAUUCGGCGACUAGUCGUCACCU